AUGAUCAUCACCGAAUUCAUGGAAAACCAUUCCUUGGAUUUAUUCCUCAGGAUGAAGAAGGGGCACCUUGUGGUGACCCAGCUGCUCGGGAUGCUGCGUGACGUCGCAUCGGGCAUGGAGUACCUGUCCCGCAGGGGCUAUGUGCACCGCGACCUGGCCGCCCGCAACGUGCUCGUGAGUGGCGAGCUGACGUGCAAGGUGUCCGACUUUGGCCUCUCGCGGACGCUUCUACUGGACGCCGACCCCGAGGGAGCGUACACCUCCCGGGGGGGGAAGAUCCCGAUCCGCUAGACCGCCCCGGAGGCCAUCGCACAGCUCAGGUUCACGUCGGCGAGCGACGUGUGGAGCUACGGCAUCGUCGUGUGGGAGGUGACGUCGUACGGCGAACGGCCGUACUGGGACAUGAGCAACCGGG
Petromyzon marinus (sea lamprey) is the source of this 415-nucleotide messenger RNA. The record is from RefSeq and is a predicted model, not a curated record. Lineage: Eukaryota; Metazoa; Chordata; Hyperoartia; Petromyzontiformes; Petromyzontidae.